Molecule: messenger RNA, 673 nt
Organism: Passer domesticus (house sparrow)
Lineage: Eukaryota; Metazoa; Chordata; Aves; Passeriformes; Passeridae
Product: homeobox even-skipped homolog protein 2-like
Exons: 4
Coding region: 1-588 (195 amino acids)
Source: RefSeq, a predicted model, not a curated record
AUGGAGAUGUCUCCAGCGAAACGCCGCAUGAAAACGCCGCUCGGCAUCCUCCGCCUCUCUAUGUGCGCUCCCGGCCCGGCGCUGGGGCGAAGGGGGCAGAGCCCGGCAGUCGCCCCCUCGGACGCUCCCCAGGGCGCUCCCGGCGCCCUGCGCACCCUGCGCGCUUCGGCGGCGGCCGCCGCAGCCCAGCGCACCGCAGCGCUCCCGCCGCAAAGGCGCGGGCAGGACGCGGUGGCGCAGGCAUCGCAGGCAUCGCAGGCAUCCCAGGAUGCCGGCAGCGCCCCGCUCGCAGAGCCUCUGCUCCGCCGGCUCGGCGGGGAGAGCCCCGCGGCAGCGCAGGCCCCGGUUGCAGAGGCUCUCCGGUGGCUCGGCGGGGAGGGCCCGUGCGGCGGAGGAGGCGGCCCUGGCCCGGGGCUGCGGGGCCGCGGGGCCGCCGCCCCUUUAAGCUCCAGCUGUUCCUUUCUGCGGCGCCUAUUUUUAGCGCGUCCUCUUGGUAGCAUCCAGCUCUGCCCCCUCUCUCCGCGCUCCCCCGUCCCCCCCGGUGAAGUUUCUACCUUGGUUUGGCUGACUGGAGACUCAGACUUGUAGCAUCACAGGAUUACUCAAUUUGGAACGGACCUCUGAAGGAUUCUAGCCCAUCCUCCUGCUCAGAGCAAGGUCAGCUGUGAGAUCA